Messenger RNA from Lachancea mirantina, 426 nucleotides. Lineage: Eukaryota; Fungi; Ascomycota; Saccharomycetes; Saccharomycetales; Saccharomycetaceae. The record is from the annotation of a GenBank genome assembly.
AUGUUUUUGAGAGCGUUUGGAAAGCAGCAAUUGAGAUCGAUGUCGAAACUAACGUCAGUUCGCACCCCACUUGCGCCCCCACCGGCUGCGUCCUACUCGCAGGCUAUCAAGGUCAACAAUAUGAUCUUUGUCUCAGGUCAGAUCCCCUACACCAAGGACAACAAGCCAAUUGAAGGCACCAUUGGUGACAAGGCCGAACAGGUGAUCCAGAACGUCAAGAAUAUUUUAGAAGAGGCCAACUCGGGACUUAACCACAUUGUCAAAGUCAACAUCUUUUUGGCCGACAUCAAAGACUUUGGUGACUUUAACAAGGUCUACGCCAAGUACUUUAGUGAGCACAAACCUGCCAGAUCCUGUAUCGCUGCCAAGGCGCUUCCUCUGAAUGUCGAUCUGGAGAUGGAGGUUGUCGCUGUUGAAAAGGAGUAG